GUUCCUGACGCCGAGGACAAGGUUCCUGACGCCGAGGACAAGGUUCCUGACGCCGAGGACAAGGUUCCUGACGCUGAGGACAAGGAUUCUGACGCUGAAAACAAGGUUCCUGACGCUGAGGACAAGGUUCCUGACGCUGAGGACAAGGUUCCUAACGCCGAGGACAAGGUUCCUGACGCCGAGGACAAGGUUCCUGACGCUGAGGACAAGGUUUCUGACGCUGAGGACAAGGUUCCUGACGCAGAGGACAAGGUUCCUGACGCUGAGGACAAGGUUCCUGACGCUGAGGACAAG
Paramuricea clavata is the source of this 294-nucleotide messenger RNA. The record is from the annotation of a GenBank genome assembly. NCBI's taxonomy places the organism in Eukaryota, Metazoa, Cnidaria, Anthozoa, Malacalcyonacea, Plexauridae.